Messenger RNA from Anneissia japonica, 3527 nucleotides. RefSeq lists its product as uncharacterized. The transcript has 9 exons. The record is from RefSeq and is a predicted model, not a curated record. NCBI's taxonomy places the organism in Eukaryota, Metazoa, Echinodermata, Crinoidea, Comatulida, Comatulidae. The coding region runs from base 132 to 2273 and encodes 713 amino acids.
GGUUGGCAUACUUCUGUUACACACAAUAUUUUUAUGUUAAAUAUAAUAUUAAUAUUUAGAGCGAUACAGAUACAGAGCAGUCAAAGUCGCAAGUUGGCCUCAAUCACAAAACCCUGUAGAAAACUACAGUCAUGGCAGACUGGGCAGACUCAACAAACUCAGGUGUAGAAGUAAUGGCAAAGCAAGAUGUAGCAGAAGAACAGAACCAUGCAUUGGAAAAUGAGUCUAAUGAGUCUAUGUCCGAGACUGGAUCUUCAAAUAUUGUAGAGGGCGGUGUUGAUGAUGACAGCAGUACACUUCUUCACUUCAAAGAAUCUAAAGAAAGUGGUUCCAGAUUGCAUACUGUACCAAGGUUCCAAAUUUCGACUUUAACAACAGAUAGUAUGCUUGAUAAAUCUGCACUAUUGAUACAGAGAUCAUCAACUCCAAAUCAAUGCCAUCAGCAGGAGACUGGUGCAUCAAAUCUGCUGGAAGAUGCUUCUGGAGAUCAUAGCCACAGCACAAACAUAGCAGAGGAAAAGUUAAUCGUUCCUCAAUCUGGCAUCAGUUAUGCUGAUUCAAAUGGAUACCUAGAUAAACAGCAUGAAACAGAUGCACAUUCAGUAGAAGAAAAUGGUAAAGAGAAUAGUGGAGACCUCAUAGGGAAGACAUCCCUUCCAGAUCAUCCUUUAUCUGGAAAAAAGAAACAAUCCGAUAUUUCUGUGGUGAAUCUUAAUAGAAUUAUAAAACUGGCACAAAGACGAAAGAAAGAGCUCUUUAAGAGUCAUGUGGAUGAUUUAAAAAGUUUGGAGGCAUCUUCAAAUAAAGGUGAUGUUGAAGAUUCAAAGGGAAAAACCACUGGUGGAUUCCAAAGCUGGGAUGGUUUCCAUAGACAACCACACAAAGAGGAGGUUGAAGAGGAUAAUAAGGAUUCGGCAUUUGAAUUACAAUGUAAAACACAUGGCCGUCCAAAAUCACAUUUUUGCAUUAGCUGUGAAGUAUAUACAUGUUUCCAGUGUUUAUAUACGCACUUUGGACAUGAUGUAAAACAUAAAGAUGAGAUUGUUAACUCAAUAAUGGAAAAGAUAAAGUUCAUGUCGGACUGUAUUGCAUCUAGUAAAAGCCUUGUGAACCUCCACGGCAGGAAUGCAAUUAAACAACAGUUUUUGGGCUUAAAACAGAACACAGAUGGUUAUUUAAGAAAGUUUGGAGAAUAUAAAUGUGCACAAAUUAAACGACUGAACCAGGAGGAAUCCAGAUUACAAGAUGAGAUUGCAGACAUGCACCAGACCAAGAAACAGAUAUGGAAACAAAAAAAGCAGUUGUUGAAAAAUGUUGAAAAAGACCUUCAAAUUAUAAUUGCAAAAGCUAAACUCAACGGGAAUUCAGGAAAUGAGCAAAAUUUACAACAAAAGUUACAGUAUCUAAAAAGAGGGCAAGAAAUUUUGGAUAAGUUACCAUCGCUUUACUGUCAGGUAUUGUCGCAUGAAGUGGACCCAGAACCAGUAGAUAUUCAGAUGGAUCCAAUUUCGAACAAAUGGAAGUUUGUUAAGAGUAGCACAGUUUUUAAACCAGAAUUAGAUGAGUCAUUGACUUAUUGUGCAGCAGUAUCCAAGAACGUGAAAUUUAAGGCCACAGAAGGAUGUGACAAAGUGCAUCGUGGUGCAGAAAAUGAUAUUAAAGUUAGAUAUCGGACUGUAUCCAGUAUGACUGAAUUUGAGAACUGGUCUUUUGAGGAAAUACGUUGGUCGCACUAUGUGUCUGAGAAGAUUGUAUCAUCAUCCCAGCAGAAUAAACUGAUGCUAGACCCAUUAUUUGACUUUGGGACUUCGUUUGUAGGCUUAAACAGUGCAAAGUCAACAGUCACAAGUACUUGGUUUUCACCAUCGAAAACGUCAUCCAGAACUGCCUCUUUGUUUGAAAGAAAAAAAACUUUGUCUGCUAAAACUGCAGUUGUUAAAACUUCAAAUCAAGCAAAGUCAACAGUCACAAGUACUUGGUUUUCACCAUCGAAAACGUCAUCCAGAACUGCCUCUUUGUUUGAAAGAAAAAAAACUUUGUCUGCUAAAACUGCAGUUGUUAAAACUUCAAAUCAAGCAACGCCAACAACAUCAUCUUCGGGAACAUGCAGUUUUGGUAGUAAUAUAUCUGCAUUUGAGCAACAGAAAACAUCUUUAGACCCAACAAAACCAGUACAAUAUUCAGGAACAUUCAGUUUUGAUAGUUUUUUAGCAAAAUUCGAACAACCGAAAUCAUCAUCAGACCAAACAACGUCAACAACAAUACAUAGUUAAAUAUUAAUAAAGAAAAAAGCCAACCGAGAUGAUGAUAGAAUAAUUAUUACAUAAAUUAGACAACAAAGAUAGACCAUCAUGAUUGGCGAGGUUUAUCAGUAUCACCCUCCGAAUUUUUAUUAUACCAACAAGAAACACUAUAUAUUAUUUUAUAUUCAGUUUAGUUUCUUUUAAUGAUCUUAAUAAAAACUUUAUAAUUAUUUAAUAUUGUAAUGUAUUGUCAUAAUACAAAUAAUAAUUUGUAUUAUUUUCUUUCAAGUUAUCCUUUUUAAAUGAAGAAUUUUAUUACCUUUUAAAAAUUUAAUUUUCCCCCUACUACACUAUGAUGAUUUCCUAGCGCCACCCCUGCUACAAAGUAACUUCUCAGAUGCAUGGGUUGAGAGAAAUAUUGAUAUUUUGUAGCCCAAUAAUAUUGAAUACCAUAGUAAAAGUACAAUUGUAUUGUACUAUAAGUUGAUUGUACGAAAUAAGUUGAUAGAUACAUAUACUGAUUUUAUCUACUUGCAGUGGCGUAUCUAGGGUUCUUGAAGUGGGGUGAUGAUGGGGGUGGGGGCAAGAAGGUGAAUUGCGGGGAUAGAUGUUUGGUUGAGGAGGUGCUAACUCGCAAAAUAAGAUGAUUUUACUGUAGGUGCUUUUGAACAUUUCCAUGAUUUUUUGGGGGCACGAGUAAUUUUGGAGGGGCGUGCACAUCCCCUAGAUAUGCUACUGACUACUUGAGUGUCACAUGUUUUUGCUUUGAAAAUUUCCAGUUGGGGAAAGUGAUUCGUGGCGUCAGGGCCAGAUUAAUAGGGGCUUUGGGGCGCCAGCCCAGGCCAAUUACAGGCCCCAAAGGGAAAAUACAGGCCACUGAACCCCAGAAAAUCUGGUUUUAUGUUUUAGGUUUACUUGCAAUUACAGCCCCAGGGCCCACAGCCCUUUAAUCUGGCCCUGGUUGGGUCCUCUGGCCCUGUACCCCCUGUACUUUACAGGCCACUAGAAACGACAAAACUGCUGUUAUUCUUUUGUUUUGUCAAGUUUGUUUUCUGUGAACUUCAUUCUAAAGCCAGGCACACACUAUGUCAUACGAAUCCAUCUGCGUGAGGUGCCUGGUUAUUUUGAGGCUCAUUGUUCUUAUUUUUGGGCCGAUUUCCGGCUUGCUCAAAUUAUUGAGCUAUUUCCCGUACGAUUAAAAUCGUAACGGUACUGGGUUUGGUCUACAGGAGCUCGUGUUUCGUACAGGUCAUUCCAUUCAUAGAAAAAGCCUUUAAUGGUGAA